GGCCAUCUACCCGCCUUGUGGCCGUCGCAAGAUCAUCUUGUCGGAUGAGGGCAAGAUGUAUGGUCGCAAUGAACUGAUUGCCCGCUACAUCAAGCUUCGGACAGGGAAGACCCGUACCAGAAAGCAGGUCUCCAGCCACAUCCAGGUGCUGGCUCGACGCAAAGCCCGUGAGAUCCAGGCCAAGCUCAAGGACCAGGCAGCUAAGGACAAGGCCCUGCAGAGUAUGGCUGCCCUGUCGUCCGCCCAGCUCAUCUCAGCCACCGCCUUCCACAGCAAGGUGGACCUCACCCAGGGCCCAGGCCACCCCGCAGUCUCAGGGUUUUGGCAAGGAGCUUUACCAGGCCAAGCUGGAACAUCCCAUGAUGUGAAACCUUUCUCUCAGCAAACCUACACUGUCCAGCCUCCACUGCUUCUGCCAGGGUUUGAGUCUCCUGUGGGACCUGUCCCAUCGCCCUCAGCACCCCUGGUGCCCCCGUGGCAGGGACGCAGUGUGGCCAGCUCCAAGCUCUGGAUGUUGGAGUUCUCUGCCUUCUUGGAGCAGCAGCAGGACCCAGACACAUACAACAAGCAUCUGUUCGUGCACAUCGGCCAGUCAAGUCCAAGCUGCGGUGAUCCCUACCUCGAAGCCAUAGACAUCCGCCAGAUCUAUGACAAAUUCCCAGAAAAGAAGGGCGGGCUCAAGGAGCUCUUUGAACGGGGGCCCUCCAAUGCCUUUUUUCUCGUAAAGUUUUGGGCAGACCUCAACACCAACCUUGAGGAUGAAGGCCGCUCCUUCUAUGGGGUCUCCAGCUGGUACGAGAGUCCUGAGAGCAUGAUUAUUACCUGCUCCACUAAGGUGUGCUUGUUCGGCAAGCAGGUGGUAGAGAAAGUGGAGACAGAGUACGCUUGCUACGAGAACGGCCACUACUCCUACCGCAUCCACCGCUCGCCGCUCUGCGAGUACAUGGUCAACUUCAUCCACAAGCUGAAGCAUCUGCCCGAGAAGUGCCUGAUGAACAGCGUGCUAGAGAACUUCACCAUCCUGCAGGUAGUCACCAACAGAGACACACAGGAGACCCUGCUGUGCAUCGCAUACGUCUUUGAGGUGUCAGCCAGCGAGCAUGGGGCUCAGCACCACAUCUACCGGCUGGUGAAAGAAUAAGACUCGGGAGCAGGGACAAGGCCACAGACACCCAGAUCUGCAGAGGAGGAAAUCCCCAGAGGAAGGGAGGCCAGCCAGAGCUCAGCAGGUGCAUGAGAGAAAAGUAGAGAAAGUGGGAGAAGAGAGAGGAGGGGAAGAGAACACGAGCUGCUCUGACUGAGAGCAGCCCCAGCCCCGCUCAGCUGGGAGGGUGCAUGGGUGUCCCACCUGCUACCCCCGUGCAGCCUCAGCCCCCGGGGAACUUGGCAUACACACUUGCCCUGCCCUGUCCUGGCUUUGGGACUUCAGUGUGCAAGUGACUCAGACACACUGCAGCCUGAGAAGCAACAGCUGAGCUCCCUUGCUUCCUCCCUGCCUCCCUCCCUCUCUUCUCU
This is a messenger RNA of Fukomys damarensis (Damara mole-rat), 1515 nucleotides long. RefSeq names its product TEA domain transcription factor 4 (gene Tead4). Gene Ontology annotation, cellular component: transcription regulator complex. The coding region runs from base 56 to 1141 and encodes 361 amino acids. Gene Ontology annotation, molecular function: DNA-binding transcription factor activity, RNA polymerase II-specific; RNA polymerase II cis-regulatory region sequence-specific DNA binding. The transcript has 12 exons. NCBI's taxonomy places the organism in Eukaryota, Metazoa, Chordata, Mammalia, Rodentia, Bathyergidae. The record is from RefSeq and is a predicted model, not a curated record. Gene Ontology annotation, biological process: regulation of transcription by RNA polymerase II; hippo signaling; embryonic organ development.